AUGGCUCAGCACAACCACGAUGGAUUCGCAUUUCCCCAUCCACUCAAUUUAGGAGAAGGGUUUACACACAUGUCCCAAGCCGGGCCAGAGAGGACCUUGAAACCCACUCGGAGGCCGCAGCAGAGCACAUUGUCUUUGCUCAACGCCAGAAUGGACGGCAUGGAUGCCAGGCUCGAUAAUCUAAGGAAGGCAGUGGGAGGUCUCAAGGAAUCAAUGGCCCCUCUUCUCUCCAAGGCCGAAUUCGAGAGCGCCAUAGAGGAGUGGGAGUACGGGAUCGCUACUGCAAACUUCAAGACCCACACCGAGCUGCAAAACCUCAACAAGCUUCUCGUUGGCUCUAUGGAUCUACAAAUGGACGAACGGGGCAUGGUCUCGGCUCAGGUCUUGGAACGAUUGCAAAAUAAUCUACUCAGGCGUUUCGACAAAGUAGAACGAUGCCUUGGAGAGUCUCCUUCCUUGCCAGAUCAAGGGUACGAUAGUUACGACAUUCUCGAGGAGCGGGUCAUCGAACUCGAAGAGCAACUCCGCGCGGAAAAGGCGGAAAACAAAGAGGUCCUCAAGCGAAUUGAAGAUCUUAUUUUUACUUCGGAAAGUGCCCGUCAAGAAUCUCACGCAAUGAUGAUGGGUCGCUUGACAUACUCGGACUCUCUUUUAAAGUACAUAGUCCAAACGGCACCGGCUCGAAGCAACCAGCCAACUCAGACCCGACUUCCUCCUCCCAGUAGCUUUGUCCCUCCCCAGACUGGCAUCUCCUACGACACGGCGUACGGCUUGCAUUCUCAGGCUCAGGCCCAAGAGCCUCGUCCGCUUCCGCCUGUCCCGGUCCAGGCAUCGCAAGCAAACGCAGUGUUUGCCAACUACUCUCGCCCUUUCACCGCUCAAUAUGUAACUCCUAUCCCCGGAACCAACCUUCCGCCGGCUACACAGUCUGUCUCUGAGGCUGUUUGGUCACUCCCCAUUGAUCCAAAAGCUUAUGCUUCGGUCAGGUCGAAUCCGGCCAAUCCCGAGUCUGUCCCUACUUCGUCCACCCUUGACUCUCCGGUGCCAGCGAUCGCAGUAAGCAAGCCUGCUGGCGUGGUACCCGCUGCUAUUGCGCCUACCCCUCAGGCUCACGAGACGACCUCUGCUUCUCCUGCUAGUCCCCAGCCGACAACGAUGCCCGGGAAGACAAUUCCGCUCCCAGCCAUACCUGUGCACAAGCCUACCAGUAUGGAACCUCUUGGAUGGCCACAUGCCCCUCACUUGUACGCGCGAAAGGUGAUGCCUGCUUAUGCUUCUCUUUUCGAUCCGAUGCCCCCUGGGCUCCCUGCCGCCAGUGAGCUGCAAUCUCAAACGGAGGACAAAGCGGACGAGGUCAUGAAGGAUGGGGCGGCUGGUGGAAAGACCGACAAGUCUUCUGAAAAUGACACUUCCGAGACGAAGACGCCUGCUCAGAUCGUUUUCUCUAUGCCCGCGUACACCCACAACCUCGGAUCCUUCCGUGAUCGCCAACACAAAGAGCCAGUCUCGUCCGUCUUUGGAUUUGACUCUGAAGAGUUCACACGCCAGUACAAGGAGCGACUGAUGGCAGAAAUGCCAGAAAGUGUCAAGCUUGAGCCAUCGGAUCUCUCGAAGUAUACCGCCAGGAUCAUCCAACCAAAGGGAAUGAGCGAAUCCACUCAUCAGAUCCCCCGAAAGCCGGCGCCGGCUAAUAUCCCUGAAGGCUGGACAGAUGUGUCGCGCGAUAUGAGUGAGAACCAAGAGGGUUUUGCGCCAGACGACGUCGAGAUGGGAGACGAGGUGGACGCUAGUGAGGAGGACAUGUCGGAAACUGCUACUCUUGCUUCUGCCGACUCUGACGAAGGCUUCGUUGCUGUCCACAACGAGGAAGUGGCUCUGAGCGAGCCCAUGCUGGGAACCGAGCUCGUUGAGGACCAUAUUGGCGCCUAUGACCGACCCCUCGCUGCCACCCAAGGCGACGAACACUCUGAAUCAUGGGACUUCUCCUCGGAAUGCUCUGACACUGGUGAUGAAUUGCUCUCCUGGACUCCCCCUCCAGCAGCGCACCGCUCCCUGAUUGGCCUCCUCUCCACACUUAGUUUUGCCAUCGAGAUCACCAUCUCCGACGCGCCUGCAGACGAUGCCACGUCCCCCGACGGCGCUACACCCGAUUCGGCUCGCGUCGAGAGCUUGAAAACCAUCCUCGCAUGGAGCUCUACCCUUAUGGAGACGACUGUGUCUGACAGUGAAUGGGGAUACUAUACGUUGAGGCUCUUGAUGGACAUGGCGAAACACUCGACGAGGUGGCCGCAGGAUAGAGAACAGUUGGAUCUUGAGAGCGGUAUAGACGAGAUCAAGGAAUACAUGACGCGGGUUGUGGGGUUGGAUGGAAAGCCCAUCGCUCAUAAGAGUCACGAAGGUACCGAAGAUGGAAAGAUCCAAGUCGUGAAUGUAGUCGACAAGUAUGGCGUGUCUGACGGGUAG
Messenger RNA from Cryptococcus wingfieldii CBS 7118, 2463 nucleotides. RefSeq lists its product as hypothetical. The transcript is spliced from 6 exons. The coding region runs from base 1 to 2463 and encodes 820 amino acids. The record is from RefSeq and is a predicted model, not a curated record. Lineage: Eukaryota; Fungi; Basidiomycota; Tremellomycetes; Tremellales; Cryptococcaceae.